Molecule: messenger RNA, 2313 nt
Organism: Uloborus diversus
Lineage: Eukaryota; Metazoa; Arthropoda; Arachnida; Araneae; Uloboridae
Product: alpha-tubulin N-acetyltransferase 1-like
Exons: 11
Coding region: 217-1347 (376 amino acids)
Biological process (GO): alpha-tubulin acetylation
Cellular component (GO): microtubule
Molecular function (GO): tubulin N-acetyltransferase activity
Source: RefSeq, a predicted model, not a curated record
AGUUGACUUAGUUUGAUGGUGAUGCUGGAUUUGUAUAUUUGUUAGCUAACUCGCGUAGGAUACUUAAAGAUAUUCAUUGAUUCGUUUAUAAUGUCUAAUUUAUUAGAAUGUAAUCUGACAAAAGGGUUUUGUAUAGACAUUUUGAGAAGUUGGUUUAUUUUUAUUCUACAGCGUUGACCUCUUUGCAUGAGAAAAUUGUGAAGUCAUGCAUUGAAAAUGGAGUUUCCUUUUAAUACUAAUGAAAUUUUGCCCGGAAGAAUUUCAGUUAUUGAAACUGUUGAUUCUGGUCUUAUUAUAUUCGAUUUAGAUUCUAAAAAUGAUAAUAUUUCCGAUUGCAAUACUUCGUGGACAUAUCAUCCCUCUGCAAACACACCAUGGGAUUUAAAAAUAAAAAGGAGAAAAGAGGCUUUAGUUGUUAUUGUUGAUGAAAUAGGACUUGCUUCUUCAAAGGCUCAAAACUUGCGCGCCCCAAUUACUUCAUUGAAAAAGCUGUUGAGUUCCAGUCGGCAAAAAAUGUAUGUUAUUAAAGAUGUUGAAUCCAGAUUGAUAAUUGGAAUGCUAAAAAUUGGAAUCAAGAGAUUAUUCCUUUUUGAUGAACUUGGAGCACAUCAUGAAGUAGAUCCAUUGUGCAUAUUAGAUUUUUAUGUUCAUGAAUCAAAGCAGAGAUGUGGUUUUGGACGUGAGUUAUUUGAUGCCAUGCUUCAAGCUGAAAACAUCUCUCCAGAAAAAUUGGCCAUAGAUCGUCCGUCUCUUAAGUGCCUAGCAUUUUUGCAGAAGCAUUAUAACCUGAAAGAUCCUGUAUUGCAGACUAAUAAUUUUGUGAUAUAUCCUCAUUUUUUUCAUAACAGGCCAGUUACAAGACCUCCUAUUUUUCUGUAUAAAGGGAAGGUUUUGGAAAGAUCUAAUCGAAAUUCAAAACAGAAAGCUGACUCUAACAAGCAAAAUACUGAUAGUUUGCAAACUGUGAGAGUACCAGUCAGUGCUACUGAACUAAAGAAAAAUAAAACAUUUUAUUCAUCAGCUGGAAAUUGCUUACAAUGGGAUGAUUUCCACUCAAACAAUGGGCUUCCAAUCAAAAAGCAUAACUUAAACUCACCUUCUCAUAAAUUGUCACAUUAUUCAGAUAGAAGCAAAGAUGCUCAUAAGUGGGGAGUUCAUGAUGCUCUGCACAGCUAUUCUGCUAGUAAAAAAGAUUUAGAUUACUGGAAUCAGACUUCUCAUUGUUCACUAACGCCAGUCGAUGGAGUACCAAGGUGUUCUCCGCAUAAAUGGAACCAGCUUCAAUCAUCUUGGAACAUUCUUGGUGUCAAGCCAGUAAAUUAUGCACUUUAUCAAAAAGACGGUUGAGAUUCCUGCUUCUUAUGCUAUGCUUAACUUAUUUAAAUAUUACACUAUUUUUUUUUUCAAGAACUUGCAUUUAUAUUGGCUGCUGAUAAAUCAUGUCAUAGAAUAUUUUCAAUCUUUUAAUAAUUAUUUUGUUCUAAUGAUAUUUUAUAUUAGUUUAAUGAAACUGCUUUUGUUCAUAAUUUUUGUGACAAUGAAUUUUGAUACCUAAAAAUAACUUUUGGUGAGAGUUCCUUAUUUAUUCUUCCUCCCCCCCCCCAAAAAAUGAAAAUUUCUUAAAAUUACUUUGCUGCAUCAUUCCUUGUAGAAUUAGCAAAAUUUCAGAUAGCCAUUGUAUCCAUAAGCUAACCACUUUGAAUAAAAAAUAAACAUUAAGCAUUUCUAGUGCAAAGACAUUAUAGUUUAAUUUUUUUAACUGAAAAUUCUUCUUAAAAAUUGGUUUUGAGGCUGUUUGAAACCUGAAAACCACGCCCUGACCUUCUCUGAUUUUUAAUCUCGUUUUUAACCUGCUCUAAGCAGCAAUUUAUAACUUGUCUCAUAGAUUUUAUAUUGUGAUGAAAAUGUCGUUUUGUUUUUUAUUUUGAGUAUUUAUAACUUUAUUAACCGGUGUAAACAUUUUCUGUAAAAAAUUUUUUAAUGUUAUUAUUUUAAGAGUUUAUUUAUUGUUUGUGUGCUUUUUUACUUUAUCGUUCAUUUUCAUGAAGUAUGUGCAAUAUGUAUCUAUUACCCCAUGUAACAUGAUACUUUACACACUUUCAUAACGUCUAAAACAUGAGUAAGUGUAAUAAAAAUCAGGCAGCUUCGUGCCUCUCAUGUGCUUGUCUCCAAACUGUAGAUGGUGCUCCUUAAUCUUUUUGCUAAUUAUGCAAUAUGUGGUCUGGUACUUUUCCUAUUCAGUGAAACCAUUGUUAAUUAGCUAUUGCUAUGUAUAAUUAAUAAUCUUUACUAAUAAUAAAGUUGAAAGUCUCU